GAAGGCCGCGUUGCUACGUUUCUCUCCAGGCCUUCUCCCCGCCUCAGCCGAGCUUAACGGUUGGCCGGAGGACGCGAGGCUGCCCUUUCGUUGCGAUUGGCUUCGGCGCCGUCACUCCACCCUUCCGCCCGCCCCCCGUCUCCCCCGCCCCAUCCUCCUCCUCCUCUACAGUGUCUCUCGGCUCGCUCGCUGGCUGGGCCUGAGGCAAGAGCCGUUUCGCAGGCCGCGUGAGGGGAGGGGGCUCCGCGCUGCUGCUGCCGCCACUGCCGCCGCCUCUGCGACAGGCCGGGGUGAUGCUGGGACCCAGGACGGAGCCGGCGCGGCGCUGAGGAGGAGGCAGAGAGAUGCGCCGGCCUUCCAGCACCGCCAGCCUCCGCGGCCGCCUCCAACGGCCCUGAGCCGCCGCUUAGUAGGUAACCUAAUCCAUGGGUAAAGUUGGGAAGAUGUGGAACAGCUUCAAGUACAGAUGCCAGAAUCUCUUCAACUCUGAAGGUGGAAACAGAAGUGAAAAUGUAGAUGUAAACUCUAAUUGUUCUUCUGUUAGAGACAAAAGUGUGUUUGUUCCUGAUCCAGCUGCGCAACGACCCAGCAGCCCUUUAAGAGACGUUUCUUUACAACUGAGUCUAAACCCUUCAAAAAGCUCUGCAAGGAAAAAUCAAAACUGUGCCGCAGAAAUCCCGCAAAUUGUGGAAAUAAGCAUUGAGAGAGAGAGUGACUUGGGUGUUGGCACAGGAGCUAGACUUGCACGAAGAGAUUCCUACUCAAGGCAUGCACCGUGGGGUGGGAAAAAGAAACAUUCCUGCUCGACAAAAACCCAGAGCUCUUUGGAUAGUGAUAAAAGAUUUGGCCGUUCUCACUUGCAAAGGAGGGAGAGAAGAUACGGCGUGAGCUCUGUUCAUGACACGGACAGUGUCUCAAACAGGACCAUUGGGAGUCGCUCUCUGCGACAAAGACUUCAGGAUACUGUUGGCUUGUGUUUUCCUAUGCGAACGUACUGCAAACCAUCCAAACCUCUCUUUUCUAACAAAAGAAAGAUCCAUCUCUCUGAACUAAUGCUAGAGAAAUGUCCUUUCCCUCCUGGGUCAGAUCUGGCUCAAAAAUGGCAUCUAAUUAAGCAGCACACAGCCCCAGUGAGCCCACACUCAACUCUCUUUGAUGCAUUUGAUCCUUCCGUGGCUUCUACAGAAGAUGAAGAGGACAGGCUCAGAGAAAGACGAAGGCUCAGCAUUGAAGAAGGGGUUGACCCUCCUCCCAAUGCUCAGAUACAUACUUUUGAAGCUACUGCACAAGUUAACCCGCUAUAUAAACUGGGACCAAAGUUGGCCCCUGGCAUGUCUGAGCUGACUGGAGACGGGAGUUUGACGCCGCAGGGAAGUUGCGACCUGGAGGAAGACACGACUACUCUCUGCUUGCAGUCGCGUAGGCAAAAGCAGCGCCAGGUAUCCGGAGAGAGCCAUAGCCACACCAGCAGACAAGGAGCUUGGAAAGUACAUACUCAGAUUGAUUAUAUACACUGCCUUGUCCCAGACUUACUGCAAAUUACUGGCAAUCCUUGUUACUGGGGAGUGAUGGACCGCUACGAAGCAGAAGCACUUCUGGAAGGAAAACCCGAAGGCACUUUUUUGCUCAGGGAUUCGGCUCAAGAAGACUACCUCUUCUCUGUGAGCUUCCGCCGUUACAACCGGUCUUUGCAUGCACGCAUUGAGCAAUGGAACCACAACUUUAGUUUUGAUGCUCAUGACCCCUGCGUGUUUCACUCCUCCACUGUUACAGGGCUUCUAGAACACUACAAAGAUCCUAGUUCUUGCAUGUUUUUUGAACCUUUGCUUACAGUCUCCCUAAACAGAACUUUCCCUUUCAGCUUGCAAUAUAUCUGCCGGGCAGUAAUCUGUAGGUACACGUCGUAUGAUGGGAUUGAUUGUCUCCCUUUGCCAUCAAUGUUGCAGGACUUUCUAAAGGAAUAUCACUAUAAGCAAAAGGUCCGAGUGCGAUGGUUGGAGCGGGAACCAAUAAAGGCAAAGUGAACA
Molecule: messenger RNA, 2027 nt
Organism: Podarcis raffonei (Aeolian wall lizard)
Lineage: Eukaryota; Metazoa; Chordata; Lepidosauria; Squamata; Lacertidae
Gene: SOCS5
Product: suppressor of cytokine signaling 5
Exons: 2
Coding region: 426-2024 (532 amino acids)
Biological process (GO): intracellular signal transduction; phosphatidylinositol phosphate biosynthetic process
Cellular component (GO): phosphatidylinositol 3-kinase complex
Molecular function (GO): 1-phosphatidylinositol-3-kinase regulator activity
Source: RefSeq, a predicted model, not a curated record